Tremella mesenterica DSM 1558 is the source of this 2397-nucleotide messenger RNA. RefSeq lists its product as uncharacterized. The transcript is spliced from 11 exons. Gene Ontology annotation, molecular function: protein binding. Bases 1 to 2397 code for a protein of 798 amino acids. Gene Ontology annotation, biological process: cell division. The record is from RefSeq and is a predicted model, not a curated record. NCBI's taxonomy places the organism in Eukaryota, Fungi, Basidiomycota, Tremellomycetes, Tremellales, Tremellaceae.
AUGUUCACACCUCCCAAUCCAGGUCUACCAGAGACAUACUCCCCUUCCCCCUUUCCUCCUGUAUCAAGAAGACACCCCGGUCGUCUCCCAGCUAGAUCAUCCCUCUCCAAUUCCUUCUCUCUCGCUCCUACAUCCCUCCUCGAUCCGGAAGAAGGUGAUUCGGUAUCUUUCUCUUUCUCCUAUCCCACCAGACGUGCUUUAUCCAGCGCAGCCUUGAGCCAUGCGGCCGAGCAAGGAAAUAAGGGUAUGGCUCAAGUAUCUCCACGUCUCAAACCUAUUACUCGGAACGCAAGACAAACCAUCGUUCAGGACAAACAUACAAGAGUGAGGUCCAGACUGGUCCAUGAGAUCAAUGAUAAGGAUAAGGGAAAGGGGAAAGGUGUAGUGGAUGAAGACGAUGGGGAGGAAAGGACUUGGAGUAUGGUGGAUUCUAUGAGACUUUGGAGACAUGAUGCUAUCAUGCAACAUUUGUAUGAAACGGCUUCUUUUUGGGGUGAUAAGAUAUUGUCUUGGACAGCCGACCCAAAUGACGCAUUCUGGCUGGCACAAACUCAUUUCUUAACGGGUCAUUACCUCCGAGCCGAACGUCUUCUCACUUCACCUCUUCCAUCUCGACCCAAGCUUCCACCAAGAGAACCACUCAGUGAUGUGGAUAUGAAUGGUUCUUCUAAUUCCACCAAACAAGGAGUCAAUGGAAGAAGUAAAGAACGGAUUAUGAGUUUGUCGCAAGAGGAUAUGACGGGAAAUAUGAAUGGACAUGGGACUUAUGAAAAGGUUGGGGAGGAGAAGAGAGAGAGAUUAGUAGAUGAGAGUUUAGCUUGUAGGUAUCUGGCAGCACAGUGUUUGGUCCAUCAAGAGAAAUAUCACGAAGCUUUAGAGUUACUGGGAGAAUCUAAUCCUUUCAAAACUGUUUCAUCUGAACACAACGGUCCAGUGGAGGGUAUCAAGCUCCACUCAUCCAUAUGUCAUCUCCGGGGUUUACUUCACCUUCGACUAUCUUCCCUCUCAUUAGCUAAAGAAAGUUUCGUAGAAGCUCUCAUACUCGACGUGAAGAACUACGACGCUUUUCGAGAAUUAAUAGAAGGUGGUAUGAUGCCAGCUGAAGAAGAAUGGGAGUUUGUCAAUGGUUUGGGAUAUAGAAAUCAGUUGACAGAGGAAGAAGCGGAUUUUGUCAAGCUGAUGUAUGUGACAAAGUUGAAAAAGGGAGUACACGUUCAAGAAAUCGCAAAAGCCAGAACGGAAUUAAGUACGACUUAUGCCUUGGGAAACAAUUGUGAUGUUCUCGUGGGAUUGGCAGAUGAGUUAUAUGCGAGAUACAAAUGGGAAGAUUGUUUUGUUGUCACAACGAAAAUCUUAUCCCGCAUGCCAGGUCACCCGACAGCCCUCCCUCUCCAUCUAGCAUGUAUGCACCACAUUCAUCGUCUUCGUUCUUCGUUGUUCAUACUCGCACAUGAUCUAGUAGAACAGGAUCCAGCGGCUGCUACCACUUGGUAUGCUGUGGGAUUAUGGUAUUUCUCUGGGAAACGAUGGGCCGAAGCCAGGAGGUAUUUCAGUAAAGCAAACCUUAUAGAUUCACGUUUCGCUCCUGCUUGGAUAGCAUUCGCUCAUUCUUUUGCAUAUGAAGGAGAACAUGAUCAUGCCAUUACUGCAUAUUCCACUUCGGCGAGGUUGUUCCAAGGAUCUCACCUUCCCCUUUUAUUCAUAGGGAUGGAACACCUCCAACUGGCCGCAUCGACCCUGGCGGAAGAAUACCUUCGAGCGGCUGAAAAACUCGAUCCUUCCGAUCCUUUGUUGUUGAAUGAAUUAGGUGUGGUGGCUUAUAACAAAGAAGAAUAUCCCCUAGCUGUAAACUAUUUCAAACGCGCUAUUCAAAUGGCGAAGGAGAUGCAAGGUGUGGCAUCUGUAUGGGCAGCUACACAUUGUAAUCUCGGUCAUGCGUAUAGGUGUAUGGGCCAACUCACCCUCGCCGCCACCUCAUACGCUCAUUCCCUCCAACUUGACCCUCUAUCCCCUACCGCCUUAGCCUCUCUGGCCAUGGUAGCGCAUCACGAAGGUGAUAUUCGUCGUGCUAUUCAACUAUACCACCAGGCAUUAAGUCUAGGACCUCAAGAUCCAAUGGCUACUGUUCUGUUGGAGAUGGCGUUGAAAGAACAGAUGGAAACUUUAGAUCCUAGUACUAUACCUGGAUUACCACCCGGUUUAGGAAAUGGUAGUGAUUUGUUGGGUUUUGCGAAAGGAAAUACAAACAAUUUAGUCUUGUCGGAAAACACAAACGUCCACCACCCAGCAGGUCAAUCAACGACUUCCACGCCUCUCGCCACCCGUCGGACGGAAGAUUCGAGAGAAGAGUACGAGUACGUAGAUGAGGGGAGUACGAUGGAUAUAGAAGAAGAUUGA